Messenger RNA from Neltuma alba, 468 nucleotides. RefSeq lists its product as uncharacterized. The record is from RefSeq and is a predicted model, not a curated record. The transcript has a single exon. Bases 1 to 468 code for a protein of 155 amino acids. Lineage: Eukaryota; Viridiplantae; Streptophyta; Magnoliopsida; Fabales; Fabaceae. Gene Ontology annotation, molecular function: zinc ion binding; nucleic acid binding.
AUGUCUGACAUUUCUAUAGGAGAAAUAUAUCAGUUGGUAUUAGUAACUGUGGACAAGCUCUGUGAACAACAAAAGUUCUUCAAAGGAAUGCUGAAAAGACAGUUAAACCUGAAGCAUGCUUGCAAAAAACCCCAUCUGAAGAUAAAGUGUAGAGAUGAUAAGGAUUGCUCUUGUUCUACCAAGAGAAAAUCUCAUUAUCGCCGAUUUAGAUAUCCAAAGGGUUCUUAUUCCAGGAGAAGAUCUAGAAAGCCUUUUCUGAGAUACUUCAAAAGGCACAGGCCUUAUUCAAAGAAAUCUGAUAGGUGCUAUUUAUGCAAGAAGAAAGGACAUUUUGCAAAAAAAUGUCCUAACAAGACGAAAAAGGAUGUGAAGAUGUUGGAACACUUGCAUACUGUUCUAAUGAUUAAUGAAGAUGAAGAUAUUGAAUCUGUCAUCGAAGAACUAGAUGCUCAGGAUGAAGAAACAUAA